Cyprinus carpio (common carp) is the source of this 1319-nucleotide messenger RNA. Its product is annotated as interleukin-1 beta. The coding region runs from base 255 to 1073 and encodes 272 amino acids. Lineage: Eukaryota; Metazoa; Chordata; Actinopteri; Cypriniformes; Cyprinidae. The transcript has 7 exons. Gene Ontology annotation, biological process: positive regulation of gene expression; neutrophil activation; inflammatory response. The record is from RefSeq and is a predicted model, not a curated record. Gene Ontology annotation, molecular function: cytokine activity.
AGUAUGCACGUUUGUUUACACUUCAAAGGAACACAUGCAAUUAUAAAAUCCUGAUUCUUAUCGAAACUAUGUCGAAACUUACAAACUUCUUGUAAAGCGGAAAUUCCCACUUACAGAGAUGGAGGAGGAUCUUAGGGUAGAUAUAAAGCUUACUUCCACCCUCACAAACACAUUCAACGAAGACUCUCACAAGAGAAGCAACGAUUUAACCAACUCAGUCACUCCAGACAGCAACUCAACUAAACGACUGAACGAUGGCGCUCCAUGGACGCUAUAUUUUGCCUUCGGAUGCACUGGAGACAGACCUAAUUUACCCUGACAGUGCUGGCUUUGAUGAACCGGACUGCCCAGAUCAACUAUGCAUGAUGUGCCAAUGUGACAUGCAUAAAGACAUCAAACUGGAACUGUCGCCGCAUCCUCACAGCAUGAGGAAGGUGGUGAACAUCGUCAUCGCUGUGGAAAAGUUGAAGCACAUCAAAAAAAUGUCUUCUGGCAAGUUUUGUGAAGAUGCACUGCUCAACUUCAUCUUGGAGAAUGUGAUCGAAGAGCGUUUAGUGAAGCCGCUUAAUGCGACACAGACUUACUGUAAGACCAGCCGGACCCUGCUGUGCACCGUUUGCGAUAAGUACAAAAAGACUCUGGUGCAGAGCAACAAACCAACCAACGAAGAUCUUCAUUUGAAGGCUGUGACGCUGAGUGCAGGAAACAUUCAAUACAAAGUUCAAUUCAGCAUGUCGCCGUACGUAUCGAGUGACCCACAAAAUAACGGCCAGCCUGUGUGCCUGGGGAUCUCCAACAGCAACCUCUACAUUGCUUGUACCCAGUCUGGUGGUUCUCCUCCCGUCCUGCUCUUGAAGGAGGUCAGUGGCCCUCUGAACACCAUCACAGCCGGUGACCCGAACGGGUACGACAGCCUCCUCUUCUUCAAAAGAGAGACGGGCACGGAUUACAACACUUUUGAAUCUGUUAAAUAUCCUGGAUGGUUUAUUAGCACAGCUUUUGAUGACUGGAAGAGGGUGGAAAUGUCCCAGGUGCCAACUGACCGAACUACAGACUUCACACUUGAAGAUUAACAAUAAAUCCUGAGUUAAGAAUCAGAUCUGAUCCAUAAACGCAUUUCCAGUAUGUACAAUGUACAGUUUAUAAUCUGGAUUUAUUCAAACAUGUUACAAACCUGUAUGAGUUUAUGUAUCUGUCUGGGUUUUUUUUUUUUCACAAUUAUGUGUAAGGUUUGUGUUGGGAACAUUUGAGUGUGAACAUUUGCCUAUGUGCUUAAUUUAAUUUUUAAAUUAUUAAAUAUUAUUAAUAUUUAUUUUUAA